Messenger RNA from Neolamprologus brichardi, 5565 nucleotides. It is a transcript of the gene faxcb, whose product is annotated as failed axon connections homolog, metaxin like GST domain containing b. Gene Ontology annotation, cellular component: cytoplasm. The record is from RefSeq and is a predicted model, not a curated record. NCBI's taxonomy places the organism in Eukaryota, Metazoa, Chordata, Actinopteri, Cichliformes, Cichlidae.
UAUCUAUGUGUGUGUUUACUAAAUGCCUUGCUCCAGCAGUGCCUGCUGUGUCAUAUUCCCAGGCUGGUUCAGCAGUAAACACCAAUACACGCUCCUGCUGUAAUGCGCGCUCCCGAGAGCCACGAGGCCGCGCGUUUAACUUGCCGUAGCCAUGGCUGCGGUAAGCACUCACCCUCCUUCACUGACCUGACGGGGUCAGACAGCAGCAGGCAGGUAAUUGGCACCAGGAUGAUACCGGCGGACACGUAACUACUGGAUGUUCUUUUGUCCAAGUUGUCUACAUCCUGUUCUCGGCAUGCUCGACAAACAGAUCUCCAACUCACCUGCUGGAUUAAAGCGUCAGGAUGAACGUCUUCUUCCACUUCCAAAGUUGCUCCAGAGAUUACGGAGGCAUCAUGUCGGUUUUGGGCUCGGACUCCUGGUGGAAGAAGACCCUGUACAUCACCGGGGGGGCCCUGCUGGCUGCUGCAGCCUACCUACUGCAUGAGCUGCUCGCCAUCAGGAAGGAGCAGGAGUUGGACUCCAAAGACGCCAUCAUCCUCCAUCAGUUUUCCAGGCCAAAGAAUGGUGUGCCCAGCCUCUCGCCCUUCUGCCUCAAAAUAGAGACGUACCUGCGGAUGGCGGAUCUGCCCUACCAGAACUACUUUGAUGGGAGGCUAUCUCCGCAAGGUAAGAUGCCCUGGAUCGAGUACAACCAUGAACAGGUGUCGGGGUCAGAGUUUAUAGUGGACUUCCUGGAGGAGAAGCUGGGUGUGAACCUCAACAAGAACCUCACCCCGCAGGAGAUAGCUGUGUCCCGCGCUGUCACCAAAAUGGUUGAGGAACACCUCUACUGGACAAUAGCUUACUGCCAGUGGGUGGAUAACCUGGAGGAAACACAGAAGCUGCUGGCGAUGAGUGGGCCUCUGAGUGACACGCUGAAAUGGAUGCUGAGCCACCUGAAUGGUGGCAUGGUGCGGCGGGAGAUGUACGGCCACGGCAUCGGACGCUUCUCCAAGGAGGAGGUCUACACACUGAUGGAGAAGGACAUGAGGACACUGGCCACUCUACUGGGAGAUAAGAAAUACUUCAUGGGGUCUAAGAUGUCAACAUUAGAUGCUACAGUGUUUGGGCAUCUAGCUCAAGCCAUGUGGACUUUACCUGGAACACGACCAGAGCAACUUAUCAAAGGAGAGCUGAUCAACUUGGCUAUGUUCUGCGAGCGGAUGCGGAGGAGGUUCUGGCCCGAGUGGUUUGUUGAGGUGGAGGAUUUUUACUACGACGGAGACAGCGAGAGCAGCAGCGGGGGCACCCCCACGGGCCUGCUGGACUUCGGCCUCUUCUCCAGGACUGACACGCUGGACGACAGCGAUGGCAGCAGCCACUCAGCCGGACGCACGCACACACAUUCCCCCGACUCUGACCGCUCGCUUUUUGAUUCGGACGUGGGCACAGGGUCUGACAAUGAUGCUCAGUUUAAAGAGGAGUCAAUGCCAGACCUGGAAGUUUGACCUAGGCAGACUGAGACUGACCGAAGGCUGGAACAGUCGGUGCUACAGGCUGCUGUGUGGUUUUGCUUAAAUAAAUCUGGCUGGAACGAUGUGUCCAAGCAGCAGCUCGCACACAGCUGAAAGAACUAUUCCAGCUCCUCCACCUGUAAUGCCCAGCAUGUUACAACUUCCCAAUGGGCAGACUGGGCGUUUGUAUGCAGACGAUGCAAAAUAAACCUUACAAAACAUGCAACUGUACAGUCAGUUCCCUCCCGUUACGUCAGAACUGUCCCUGUGACAGUUCCUCUUUGCCUUAUUUGUCUCAUCCUAAGAUGCAGAAGCUAGCGCGAAAGGUUAAAACACAAAGGAACCAUCUCAUGAAGAGCGCGUUGGCAACAGAAGAGUGCUACAGACAUGACAGGUGGCACUUCACUUGCUAUGAAAUGAUGCAACUAAUCACCACUCUGCCGUGUGUCAUAACGCACAAAACCACUGAAACAGGUGGAGAUUGAAAAAGGAACAGCUGCCAUGUCUCUGCUGUUAGCCAUCCGUGUGCUGAGGAGUAAACACAGAUGACAUUGAGCAUCAGUCCGUGCAUUAAGUUGACCCUAAAGUCAUUUUCCUCAUGCUCCCUCUUGCUUCUGUAUGUGGUGAAAAAAAAGUAAUUCAAUUAUUUUGUCUAAAACCCCAGAUACACUUACUGUAUAGGCCUGUUGAACAGAAAUCAGGAAGUAAGAUUUGUGCCUGUUUCUUCUGCAAGCUUCAUCUUAUUUUCUGCCCAGUAAGUAAUUAUCUGCCUGCACUUUGUUAUUCUUGAACUUGGAGAGUUGGUUUUUUUUUUUGUUGUUGUUGUUGUUGUUGUUGUCGGGUUUUUUUUUUUUUUUUUUUUUUUUUGUAGUUUCUUCUAAACUUCUUGUGGUCUUAUCGAAGAGCUGCCGUUCUUGUAUUUGACCACUAGAUGGAGUCAGCAGUCCGCCUGUUGCCUUCUACAUCAAGGUCACUCCAGCCUAAGGACGUGCAGUACAUUUAACACAAGAAAUUUCCACUUCUUUGCUAAAUCUCCCAUUCAUACGUAGCGCGCGCUUGUGUGUGAGUGCGUGUGUGUGUGUGUGUGAGAGAGAGAAAGAUACUGCAUACUACAACUUAGCGCAGCAACAACUCACCCUCAGCGCUCAGAACAUUGAAACAAAUGGGUGAAACUCCUUUGCGACAUUUUUUUGUUAUGAUAUAAUUUAUUAUCAGUGCCACUUGAUAUUAUUCUUUCUACAGUAAUUUAUUUUUUGUUAAAUAUAUACAUAUAUUUAAUGUUAUUUCUUUUUCUUAUUGCUCUCAAAGAGAGAUCUUAAUUUGCACUAGUGGAAAUUUAAUUUUCACCUCAUUUCAGUCGGAGGAGUCAGCUGUGAAGGCACAGAAUGGAGACUGAAUGACGCUGAUAAAGAUCAAGCUGCAGUGGACUGUGCUGCUCAUGUCGGCUGCGCAUAUGCGAAUGUUACCGGGUGUGAAUGUCAUCAGUGAAGCAGCUGAUAAAGUGUUUGCAGACUGGACUGAGUCAGAAUACCAAAUGAAAAGGAAGCGACUAUAGCUUGGUGGAAAAUCUUGAUUAAAAUGUGGACCAAAGUGUCUGGGCCGGGGGGAGCGUUCGUUUUUGUCUGUCACGUUAAGCUCGCUGGAAGUGCUCGUAAUGAAAAUGUGAUGGCUUUAAAAACUGACUAUGGUACAUAAAAAGUAAGUGUGACUUGCAUUAAAGGGUCUACAAACCCUGAUUAUAAACUUUUUUUUUCUCCUCACGAGUGGCACUAAACCGUGCAGAUAGUUUUGUUUUGAAUUCUCCAGGCUCGGAGAUGUCUCUUUUCUUAUUUCACUCCACUUAUUAAAAAAAAUCUUCAUUCAAUUUGCUGGAUAGAUGGUCAGAGUUGUCAGAUUAAUUAGUUUUUAUGUGACAAAAAGUGGAAUAAAUAAAAAGUAAAGGAACAAAAUAUGAGAUAUGAGAUGGUUAACUUAAACACUUAUUAGCCUAGAAUCUUACAGUGCAAACAGGUUUCAUAGGUUAUAUUCACAUGCUGGCAAAAAAGGCCCAAAUCAGAUUCCUUUGCUUAAAUACCACUCGUGUUUCUUCACAAAAGCACAAAUCACAGAAAUCUGCUUUCUUUUUUUCAAUUCUUUCAUAUGGAGCCCUGAAAUACAGAGUUUUUUAUUCAGUGAAAAUCAGAAUCCAACCACUCCGGGCUCCAACACUGCCUCCACGCCUCUAUAUGAAGCUAGGAGUUACUGUACCACAAAAAGCCACGAUCUUUCUCUUUGUCCUCUCUGAUUAGACGGCUUCUUCUGCACAUCAACUUAAAAGUGAAAUGGUAAAUGGAUUUUUUCGGCCUCUUGUCGCUUCUGUGUAAAAGUACGAUGCACGGGACACUGUUACACAUGUGUCUCACUGUUUUUCUGAUAUUGGCUAAGAGAAGAAUGCAAAAAAGAAAAGUGCCAAACAAACUCAUCGGAGGAUUAAACCAGAAUUUCUGCAUAGGAGCUUGGAGUGUGAACCCAGCCUUCGGAUGUCUGUCACAAAAAUCAAUUGACUUGUAAAUCAUUCAAAUUAAUCUUCUUUUAAUGUUAAAUACUAAAGCUAAUAAGAUGACCUUUGAAUUUUGCAUGUUUUCGAAACAUUUUUGAACAUAUUUUACCUGUCACCAAAAAAUUGAGUCUUUUUUUUUUUUUUGAGCAACUAUCAGACAUUUCUGCAGAAUUAUUUAAAGCUCUUGGUAACUUCUUUUUUUUUUUUUUUUUUCAGAAUAGGAUCCACUUAUUUUUCUAAUGCAAACAGAGUCGUGUUGCAUUUUUCCCGGCACCUCUCCGGUGAUUGUUUUGGUUGCGCAGGCUGCAACUUAACUGCUUUUUGCUAAGUCUCACUGCUCUCAUUAGUGUCAUUCUUAGAAGCAGCUGGCAGCUUUUUAGCUCUAGACAAACUGCUUAGCACCAUAUGACACUAAUAAUGACGGUAACUUGCUGGUGAUCAUAAUUGAGCUUAUUUAGCAAGUAAAGAGCUAAAAUUUCCUUCAGAAGUUGGAGACCAAACCACUGAUAAAUUUGAGUGAGUACUGUAGUUAAAUCAGACAGCCAGGAAUGCCAGUUGAACAACAAUGCUCUAAAUGUCUCUAAUGAGCAAGUGUAUAGAGAUAUAUAUAAUAUACUGUUAGCUUACUGGAUUAAUAUUAAACGUCCACCUUUCUAAUAAUGAGUUUAUGUCGGUAAUCUCUGUGAGCCAAAAGCUCAGGGUUCAGACUGCUCUUAAUGCUCCGUUUUAGACAUUUUUUCCACUCUUGGCUCUCACUGCGAUCAAUGAGGGGUUAUCCCUAAUAGCUUUGGCAGUGGGAACAGAAGCCGACCCACCAGCUGUUCAAACCUGUUGUUUGUGAGAGGCACCCAAUCAGAAGAAAUUUGUUUUUAAUGUGUGAGAGGUAAAAGAGCUUGUUUCAGACAGAGGCCGGACUGAGGGAGGCACUGUAGAAGAUACACAAGGUUUAUUUUUAAAACUAUGAAGUGGAAGUGAGAGCGGCAGUUCACUUUAAAUAAGGAAAAAAAUCCAUCCAUUUCCAUCCUUAUGAAGUAAAAGUGGAUAUCUCAAAACCUGGCCAGGGAAAACCAAAACUGUCUGCAUGUCUAUGUAUCAUCUGAGGAGAUGACUUUUAUGUUUUGUUUUGUUUUUUAUUGUUUUGGGAGAACAAUCCUGGGUAGCUGCCCAAAGGCCAGAGAUGAACUGAGACUCAGGUUGUACAAACAACCUUCUUCAAUCAUGUCGUCCUGUGGUUUGCAUUCCGACCUGAUCCGCACCGGUCUUGGUUGUGUGCUUCUCAGUCGCCUCAUCCAGUCUGGGCAUGAUAUUACAGUACAGUUGGACUGCAUUAAUCAAGCCAUAUUAAAACUAGAUGUCUUGUUAUUGGAACCACGUCAUAGCGUUUGCUGCUGGUGUCAUGUAAAUAUUGUAUGUGUGACAAAGUGUAUCAUACUGUAUGUAGAGCUGACUGACUGAUCAAACUACCUGUGGCAGUCAUACAAACUGGAGUGACUGGAUGAUUUCAAUAAAGACUAGCUGUGACAAUUUUAA